Penicillium odoratum is the source of this 5031-nucleotide messenger RNA. RefSeq names its product PT repeat family protein. Bases 1 to 5031 code for a protein of 1676 amino acids. Lineage: Eukaryota; Fungi; Ascomycota; Eurotiomycetes; Eurotiales; Aspergillaceae. The transcript has a single exon. The record is from RefSeq and is a predicted model, not a curated record.
AUGGCGACCGCCGCUAUUCAUAAUGGUAAGUGGAAUGAUGAAGUGUUUGGUUUUGGAGAUGAUGGAGCUGACGAGCCUCUAGUCUCGGAUGAGACCCUCAAGGACCCCGUGGUAAUCGUGGAUGAGAAAUCCACCCAACCCGAUGUGACCGAAUCGACCGAAGCGGAGACUGGCUCGGGAGAGAAGGCCAAGAAGAAGAAGAACAAAAAGAAGAACAAGAAGAAGAACAAGUCUAUUUCUGAACCGGCUGCUGGAGAGGAGACUGCGGAUGCUCCCGAGCCGGAGGCCACAGAAGAGCCUGUUGAGGCGACACAAAACGGAACAGAGGCCACAGAAGAGACUGAGACAGUUGAGACCCCCGCUACUAAUGGGGAGACUACUGUUGAGGUCCCCACCACUGAAUCUACUGAGUCUGAAGCUCCCAAGGCUGAAGAGACAACCACGGAGGUCACUAAGGACGAGCUUGAGGUCACAGAAGAAUCCACCGUGGAGGCUGUGGAAGAAUCAACACCUGCCGAGUCCGCGCCAGAGCCAGUUGCUGAGGCCGAAACCACCACCGAAGCCCCGGUUGUUGAAGAGACUCCCGAAGUCGCGAAGGAGGAGCCUGUCGCCGAGACUACAGAAGAAGCCAUUGCUGAGCCUGCUGCGGACGAAUCGACCCCCGCCGAGUCUGCUCUAGAGCCAGUGACCGAGGAGGCUCCUGAGGAGACUACCGCUGAGACCGUCGAGACCACCGAAGCUCCAGCUACCGAAGCCUCCGAAGAAGCACCCGCUGAGGAAAUUGAAGCUCCUAAGGCUGAAGAGACCACUACUGAGGCCACACCGGAUUCUAUUACUGAGCCUGUUGUGGAGGAAUCGAUCCCCACCGAGUCUGCGCCAGAGACUGUGACCGAGGAGGCUAUCGAGGAGACCGUCGAACCCGCUGCUGAGACCCCUGCUGCCGAAGCCGCUGAAGAGACGCCCAAGGCCGAGGAAGUCGAGGCUCCCAAGGUCGAAGAGACCACCGCAGAGGUCGCGGAGGAAUCCGUUCCUGAGCCAGCUGUCGAAGCGGUCGAAACUGUUCCUGAGGUGAAGGAGGUCAUUGCCGAGGAGCCUAUCGCUGAAAGCGCCGCCGAGCCCACCGCCGAGGCCCCGGUUGCCGAAGCUUUGGAGGAAGCACCUAAGGCCGAGGAGACUGUUGCUGAGCCCGUUACCGAGCCCGUUGCUGAGCCCGUUGCUGAGCCUGUUGCCGAGCCCGUUGCUGAGGAGACUACCCCGGAGGUUGCCAAGGAGGAAGUUACUGAAGCUCCCAUCGAGGUCACCGAAGAAGCUCCCAAGACCGAGGAAACAACCCCCGAGGUCCCUGAUGUCGCCACUGAAGAGCCCGCUGCCGAAGCUCCCGUCGAAUCCACCGAGGAGAUCACCCCAGAGGUCACUAAGGAGGAGGUUAGUGAAGCUCCCGUCGAAGCCACCGAGGAAGCUCAAGUCGAGGAGACCGUUCCCGAGGUCGCAACAGAAGAGCCUGUCGUUGAAUCCACACCCGUGGAAGAUGUGAAUGAGGUCUCCGCUGUAGAGCCUACUGAGGAAGUCUCUGAGCCGGCUAUUGAAGAAACCGCUGCGGCCCCUGAAGAGAAGAUCGAGGAUGCUGUGGGGACUGAGGCUGAGCCCGUGGCUGAAGAGAAGGCUGUCGCUGCUGAGGAAUCAGUUGUCGAGCCUGUUGCCACAGAAGAGCCCACCACAGAAGCCGCUGUCGAGGAGCCUAUUACCGAGACAGUCGCUGAGACUGAGACCGCUGCUGAAGAGCCAAUCGCUGAAGCCGCUGCCGAGGAGCCGGUUAUCGAGGAGCCUAUUACUUCCGAGGAGCCCGUUGUCCAAGCCGCUGUCGAGGAAACUGAGCCCAUUGCCGAGAAGGCUGUUGAUGUUGAGGCUGAGUCCGCUGUUGAAGAGCCCGUCCAGGUCGAGACAGCCGAGGAGACUAAGGAGGAGGUCAUCGAAGAGCCUAUCACCGAAACCGUCGAGACAGUUGCAGAGCCUAUUGUCGAAGAGACCCCUGUUGAAGCAGCUCCUAUUAAAGAAACCUCAGUAGAAGCUGCUGCUUCCGUUGAAACCACCGAGGAAGCUCAGCCUGAGGCUACCCCAGAGCCAGUCGCCGAGAAGGAGAUCGAUGCUGAGGUUCUUGCUGCUGACCCCGUCUCCGAAGAGGCUGCCCCUGUAGUUGAAGAGACUACCCAGGAGGCCGUUGUUGAAGCUCCCGUCGAAGAGACUGCCAUUGAGGCUCCUGUUACAGAGACUUCCGUUGUCGAAGAGGCCGUGGCUGAAGAAGCUCCUGCUACUGAGGCUGCUGUCGCUGAGGAGGCUCCCGUUGUUGAGGAGACUCCCGCUGUCGAGGCUGUUGCUGCUGAGGAGACCCCUGCCGUUGAGGAGACUCUUGUUGAGGCUGCUGUUGUCGAGGAGACUCCCGCUAUUGAGGAGAACCCGGUCGAGGCUGCUGUGACUGAGGAGACCCCUGUCGAGGCUGCUGUUGUCGAGGAGACUCCCGCUAUUGAGGAGGCUCCUGUCGAGGCUGCUGUUGUCGAGGAGACUCCCGCUAUCGAGGAGGCUCCUGUUGAGGCUGCCGUUGUUGAGGAGGCUCCUGUCGAGGCUGCUGUGACUGAGGAGGCUCCCGUCGUUGAGGAGACCCCUGUCGAGGCUGCUGUUGUCGAGGAGGCUGUGGCUGAAGAAUCUCCUGCUACUGAGGCUCCUAUCGCUGACGAAACUCCCGCUGUCGAGGAGACCCCUGUUGAGGUAGCCGUGGCUGAGGAAACUCCUGCUGUCGAGGCACCUGCUGUCGAGGAAACUCCAGCUGUUGAGGAGACCCCCGCUGUUGAGGAAACUCCCGCUGUCGAGGAAACUCCCGCUGUCGAGGAAACUCCCGCUGUCGAGGAAACUCCCGCUGUCGAGGAAACUCCCGCUGUCGAGGAGAACCCCGUCGAGGCUGCUGUUGUCGAGGAGACUCCCGCUAUCGAGGAGGCUCCUGUUGAGGCUGCCGUUGUUGAGGAGGCUCCUGUCGAGGCUGCUGUGACUGAGGAGGCUCCCGUCGUUGAGGAGACCCCUGUCGAGGCUGCUGUUGUCGAGGAAACUCCUGCUGCUGAGGAGGCUCCUGUUGAGGCUGCUGUUGUCGAGGAGACUCCCGCUAUUGAGGAGAACCCCGUCGAGGCUGCUGUGACUGAGGAGGCUCCCGUCGUUGAGGAGACCCCUGUCGAGGCUGCUGUUGUCGAGGAGACUCCCGCUAUUGAGGAGGCUCCUGUUGAGGCUACCGUUGUUGAGGAGGCUCCUGUCGAGGCUGCUGUUGUCGAGGAGGCUGUGGCUGAAGAAUCUCCUGCUACUGAGGCUCCUAUCGCUGACGAAACUCCCGCUGUCGAGGAGACCCCUGUUGAGGUAGCCGUGGCUGAGGAAACUCCUGCUGUCGAGGAAACUCCCGCUGUCGAGGAAACUCCCGCUGUCGAGGAAACUCCCGCUGUCGAGGAAACUCCCGCUGUCGAGGAAACUCCCGCUGUCGAGGAGACCCCCGUUGAGGCUGUUGCUGUCGAGGAGACUCCCGCUAUUGAGGAGACCCCCGCUGAGGCACCUGUUGUCGAGCAAGCUCCCGUUGCUAAGGAAAUUCCUGCUGUUGUGGCUCCUACUGUUGAAGAGACUAUCGUCGAGACCCCCGCUACUGAGGAGCCUGUAGUUGUAGAGAGUGCAAAGGAAGCUCCUAUCGCCGAGGAAGCCCCUGUGGCCCCUAUCGUCGAGGAAACUCCUGCUGUCGAGGAGACCCCUGCUGUCGAGGAGACCCCUGCUGUCGAGGAGACCCCUGCUGUCGAGGAGACCCCUGCUGUCGAGGAGACCCCUGCUGUCGAGGAGACCCCUGCUGUCGAGGAGACCCCUGCUGUCGAGGAGACCCCUGCUGUCGAGGAGACCCCUGCUGUCGAGGAGACCCCAGCUGUUGAGGAGACUCCCGCUGUUGAGGAGACUCCCGUUGUCGAGGAGGCUCCCGCUGUUGAGGAAACUCCUGCUGUCGAGGAGACCCCCGUCGAGGCUGCAGUGGCCGAGGAAUCCCCUAUUGCCGAGGCACCUCUUGUCGAGGCUCUCGCUGUCGAAGAAACUGUUGAAGAGAUCCCCGCCGCUGAUGAGCCUGUAGUCGAGGAGACCGCUAAGGAAGACCCCGUCGUUGAGGAGCCUGUCGUUGAAGAAGCUCACAUCGCAGAGGAAACCCCUGCGGCCGAGGAGUCUGUCACGGAGGCAAAGGAAUUCGCACCGCAACAAUCUACUGAUCCUGAUGUCUACGGCGCAUUGCUCGCUGGUCUUCGGCCCGGAAGCUCUUGGGCACCAAAGCCUGCUGCCGAAGAGUCUAUGAGUAAGGAAGUUGAGACAUCCCAGGAUGAGCCCGUUGAGGAGACUGCCAAGGACAGUGACUUUACCGCCGAGGUUCUCGAAGCUGGUGUGGCCGCUGCCGCCGCCGCUGCAGGCAUUGCCGCCGUCGCCGUGCACCAUUCUCACGAACAGGAAGAGACUCAGACCGAGACGAAGGCUGAGCCUGAAGCACCUGCUGCAGAGCAGCCAGAAGACUGUAAGCCUUUGCUGUCGGCUCCUGCGCAUAAUGCGUCCGUCCCGUCCUUCGAAGCUGAUUCGGUUCUCGCAGCACUUGUUGGCGAUGGCGAAGCCCUUCUCCAGCAGCUUAACCAGCCCUCCAACGACCAAUUGACCUCCGUCACUACCAUCCAAGCACCACCUGCCCAGCGCCCCGUUGAGCCAGCCAAGGCAGUGCCCGAGAGUGAGCCCGUCGCCGAGUCGAGCCAGAAGGAUGUCGCCCCUCAGCCUACCCCUGCGCCUGCACCUGCACCUGAACAACUCACCCCUCCGAACGCCGCUACCGAUAACGGAGAUGAAGAUGCUCGUCCCACGAGCCAGAGUCGGUCAGUCGCCGCUCUUUCUAUCAACAGUGCAUCUGAUAAUUGGCUCAAGGCGCUCCUGCGCACGGUCUUCAAAAGCGUUGGACGCAUGUUCCGUCCCUGGUCAUGGGGCAAGCAAUAG